Molecule: messenger RNA, 1251 nt
Organism: Alternaria alternata
Lineage: Eukaryota; Fungi; Ascomycota; Dothideomycetes; Pleosporales; Pleosporaceae
Exons: 2
Coding region: 164-1150 (328 amino acids)
Source: RefSeq, a predicted model, not a curated record
AUUUCUUAGCUCGCCCCGCUGUAGUCCCUUCCCUUUCUUCGCUUGCGGUCGUCUGAUGUGGCCCGCCUAAGACGGCUAGUAGGUCAUUCCCACCUGCUCAUCUACCUCUUCCGAGACGACUCCCUCUGGAAAACAAAGUACGCGCAAUACUACCUACAACAACAUGUCUUUUACUAAAGACAUUGCGAAAACACUUCCCAAGAAGGCUCCCAACGCGGAACAUCAUCGCGCGACGCUAGACGGCUUGUCUCGCACCAAGUUCGCUAUUUUCCACACAGCUGCUUUGAACGUAUCGGCUCGCCAGCAGCUUGAAGAAAGCAUCAACACGGACGAAACUAGUACAGGGAGUUCUAAACUUGCCCCUCAGCCAGACUUCAGUGGUCGCUCUUUACGAGACGUGUAUGACUAUUUCAUCCACCUGCGCGAUCAAGACGACACCAUCCAUCCACUAUACUUCAUAGUAGCCGACCAAGAAGAUUUUAGCCGUAACGGGGUGGUGGUCGUUCUGCUCAACUCCAGCCAAGACGAGGAAGACAUUGUGGGUGUUGGGCGCUGCAGCAGUGUCGAGGCGGACUCAUGGGGUGCAAACAUCGAUAUUGGUAAUCAAGAUUGGCUCGACUUGAAAGAAAAAGAAGCUGUAGAAUGGGGCGGGGAUGAUCCGUACGGGAAUGACGACGAUAAUGACGGUGAUAAACCAGGUGUCGGCGCAACAACCUCCCAAGGCACAACAGUGCAGAGCCCAACGACUCUGACUGAGCCACGCAAGAAAGUGUACGGGUGGUAUAGCUUGGUCGAAAGAGCUGUACCGAUCAACUCCAUGCUCGAGCCGUCAUGGCUUGAUAUGAGAUCAGGAGAUUCUCGAUUCCAGAUGCUCGGCAACUUCUAUUCUUCAAACAACCCUUGGGAUGAGAUACGUGUAGCGCAUCCACAGCAGUGUGUUUUCAGGCCUUCCGUCCAUCGAACUCUCAUCCUUGUUGCAGAGCACGAUGACGCUAACGGCCCCGAGGGUAUGACCCUCGCUCGUUUGAAGUGGGAUGGCAAUAUUGAGGCAGUGGAGAAUGCGAGCCCAUCACUCAUGCCGGAAAUUGAGAUAGUGGCCAAGGUGAGCGCGGGAACGGCUUUGGAGGAGGCCGAUCGAGCGGCGCAAUAACUUAGUGGUACUAUCAUGCGUGCAUGAACCAAACUCUCUGGACUAUGAGUCGCAUCCGGAGGACUUUAGACUUUCGUUGUACCAGUAAUUAUGUUUGCGCA